GGAAGAGUCCGGAAUAUGUGCACGCUUGUGUCUGGGCUCGUACCGUAGCUGCGAGUUUCGAGUGAUGACCGGCGACACGAGGGAAGUCCUUCGAAUGGUUCGACCCCUUAGGUGCGAUGCCUGCUGCUGUUGUUGCUGUUUACAGGAUUUCUUGUACUUCGAUAAUACUGUUCACGAUUAAAAAUGCCAGCCAUGCGUAUCAGUUAUUUUUAAACUACAGCUACGAAGGCGUCGGACUGCACCAACGGGGAUACCUUGCAGUCGUUCAAAUUACACUUCAUGCUCAUUCUCAACAAAUAUAUAAAAAAUUUCCUACGUUAUUUUUAUAAACGUAUACACAUAUACGAAAACUAUUCGUAAAAAGUACUUCGGUAGAUCUGAUCUAUAAAAAUCGUCGAUUAUUAUGCGGUGCUUUUGCAUUGAAUUAUUGGUGUAAUUUUAGUCGAAGACCAUCUUCUUCCAAUUUGUGCGCAAGGUGUAUUUAAAUGCCAAGUUGUACGCGACAAUUUCUAUAUACAUAUAUUAUAUAUAUAUAUAUAUGCGUGUUAAGGAUUUUGAUCUCAGAUGCGUGUACUAAAUGUCCGAUAUAUUUGAACAAUUAAAACUGAACAAUUUUAAAGGUACUAUUUCUAUCGUCGUACCGAUAAUCCGUCGUUGCAAUCCUUCGAUAGCUUCCCGAAAAGUUCCUUUGACCGGCGGCGCCGUCCGUGGCAAAAUCGACAAACAAGUAUGACCGAGAAGUUACCGACAAGUUACAGUCUCACUUGUUCCGAAAGGAAUAUACUUGUGUCGUCAUCUAGCAGUCGUAAUGUGCAAACAUUUUCGCUUUGAGUGCAGGUGAUAACGAUUGGAAAUAUGUUUCUGUUGAUUUUGUGCUACGUGUAAAAACCGGGUUCCGAAUACGCCAACGUAAAGAAAAUGACGGCAACAAAUUAUUUGGACCUGGACAUUAAUAAAUUGUUCGAGGAUUUUACGAUCAAAGAAAUUGAAGGGAUCCAAAAGAAAAUUCAACAUGAGAGUGACAGAAAGAAAAUUGAGCUCAGAACUCUUGUUGGAGAGAGGUACCGUGACUUGAUACUCGCCGCUGACACAAUAGGGAAAAUGAAGAUAACUUCUGAACGUGUCAUUUCAAGAAUCGUUAGCAUCGAGGAUAAAUUUCGUGAAUUACAGAAAAAGUAUCUUAUCGGUUUUAAAAUAGAACCGAUUAAGGAUGAGAGCGAUAGAAAUUGCAAAGGAAUUCAGGAUUCUGUCGUUAUUCAGAUAAAAAUAUUAAUGGACGUUCCUCAGCAUAUCUGGUCAAAUAUCGAGUCCAAGAAUUUAUUGUUUGCCACACAGUUGUAUUUAAUAGCGCAGCAUAUAAAUUAUAGUUUAUUAUUUGAAGUGGGAAACAACGAUUUGUCAACUAAAUAUCCAAUCGUUUCCAAACAGUGGGACAUUAUUACUCAAUUUAAAAAUGUUAUAACUAGCGAAUGCAAUCACAUAUUGCAGUCGUUGGAUGUUCAGCCAGAGAGCGUCGCAAACUGUUUGGCCGCGCUUGUGUUAUUAAAUGGGACGUCGUUUACAGAUCUAUUAGACAUGCUGAUAUCUAUGCGCAGUCAAGCCAUCAAGUCUAUCAUCACCGAUGAAAACGACAGUAACGUUAAGAACAAGAUUAAACUGUGCAUCAACGUAUUAAUUCAAACAGUGAAUUUAAUACAUUCUUGUUUUAUCAGUUCAGAGAACAAACCGGGGGGUCUUGUUCUGCAAUACAUAGUAAAAAUUCAAGAUCAGGAAGCGUAUUUGUUACUUUCUCAGUUGGAUGUGAACCACGAAUUACUGACGGAGUUUCUUCCGUCUGUUACGAAACAGCACAAACCGUUCGUUCAGGAUAAUCCAGGGAAAUUUCUGUUGCCGGAUUUGCAAAAGAGUAUCAAGUCCUGGCUGGAGUGGGUUGCCAAGUUCUGUAACUGUGAGGUCAGAAAGCUGUUGAAUCUGAUCGUUUCCAUAAAAGGUUUAUAUUACGUUCGCGAGGAAGCGGUUAGCAUUAAUCUUCCUGAAAAUUGGAAUUCCAUUUGGGAAGAACUGUCUCUGCCUAGGAUAACAUUUUGGGUGGAAUAUUUUCAACCUAUCAUAACUGAAAAAACGAAAGAUAUUAUAAACGAUAAAUGGAUGGAAACCGUAGCUAAAUUAAAAGCGGAUGUGGUAGAGCUACUCCAUAAAUUGAGAAACGAUAAAUUCGAGUAUCCGGAACACGAUUUGCGAUGGUUCGUUUGGAAAGAUUCGCCCAGCGAUAUUCCUCAAAAGCUGACUAAAAACGGGGGCCUCGAUGGCAAGAGACCGUUGCUAAUGAAAACCAAAGGAUAUUCACCGAACAUUCUCAAGUUGUGUGAAAAUUUCGAUAGCAGCUUGCAAGCCUUGCUUCAGGAUCUCGAGCAAUAUUUGUACGAGACUGAGCGCGUGAUGUCCAUCAAAGACAAUCUGUUGUCUACAAAUAUAUCACUGGUUUCCGAUACGUUCUCCGAUCGCGCGGAAAUUCAGGAACAUCUGCAGACGAUCAGUUCUGCGAUGAUCGAAGAUUUGAUUAAUUUCGCGAAGAGCACGUGUGUCAAUGAAGAACCCGAGCACGGUCAGCGUGACAUAAAUGCUGUCGUAAUGGCAAGAUUUUUCUUGGCAUUGACGACUCUUAGCUCGAACUUGAAUAAAUGUUUCACGCUUUCAAAGGUGUCUGGAUUAAGUAUUAGCAACGCGAAGUGGCAGUCGAUGUGCGAUAAAUUAAAAGAGGACAGUACGUCCGUGUGGUCGGUUUGGGCCAGUGACUACAGAAGGAAAAUAAACGAGUACAGAAGCAAGUAUAUAUCGAAAGAACCGUUCGACGGUUAUCGGAUACAUACAGUAAUUUCAGAAUGGCAGAAGGUGACCAUCGAAGAAGACUCCGGGGAGGGUAAAAGGAUCAAAUCGGAAAUCUUGGUGCCGUACCAGCCGUCCAUACAAUUGCAGAAGUUCUUGACUGCAGUUAGUAAAGACUUGAAUAAAAUAAUACCACACACUGUUCCAAAGAAGGUACUUCACGAUAUAAUAGAGGAUAUUGCUGAAGAGUUGUUAAGUUACUAUGUAUCUGCAUGUGGUACUGCGAAUCUUUCGCAGAAACAAGCAUUCCAAGUGUUGUUCGACGUCAAGUAUUGCACGUUGUUAAUGGUGCCACGAGAAAAUAAGAGUUUGUCGGACUUGUCUGCGAAAGCUUGUGACACCGUGUUGUCGAAAAUAGAUCCGUUCGAUUACGAUGUCUUCGAUCCGUUUAUUCGCACUAACGUGAAGAGGAGCGUUCAGAGGUGUUUGCUUAUACUGGGAAAUUUAGUGCCCCAUUUGGAGCAGCUCCAUUCAAUUUUGGGUGCGCGCAACGAAUACAGCAACACCGACGGUGUCAAAUCAGACUUGCCUACAGUAUUAGCUCUAUGCCACGGUGCACCGUGGUUUCCAUCUUUGACCGUGACAGCCCCAGCAAGGAAUUUGCCUUUGGUGUCUGUAACGCUGCCAGAGAAAACUCAGCGAAAAAAGCUUUCCGGCAAGGAAAACGUGAAGAACGAUUCGACGGGAGCCACUAUAAAAUCCGGAGCAGCAGCAUUUUUCGGAGCAAUGGGUUCCGAUUGGUUUAGCAGUAGUUAAUUUAUUUAUUUGAUUAAAUUCUAAAGCGCUGUACAUAUUGUCAAUUGUACAUAUAUACUCUAGUUAUACAUUAUGUAAAUAUCGCAUCACGAACGAUUGCCUUUUCGACUACGUACCACCAUCGGCAAGUCGA
This is a messenger RNA of Nomia melanderi (Alkali bee), 3775 nucleotides long. The record is from RefSeq and is a predicted model, not a curated record. Lineage: Eukaryota; Metazoa; Arthropoda; Insecta; Hymenoptera; Halictidae.